UUCAGUUUUUCUUGAAAAAUCGAAGGUGAAGGAACAACGUAAUUGUGAAUUUGUACUCGUGUAUUUCAUUCAAAGUGCUUGUAUCGUGGCUGUGAAUUACCCUUAUUGGAAUUCAAUUUCUUUAAUCAGCUGUAGUAUUUGAAAAUCGUGACAUUGCAUGCUCAAAAUGCGGUGGAGUAUCUUAGCGUUGGCCUGCGUGGUCGUGGCGGUUUACGCCGACGAGAAGAAGGAUAAAGAAAAGGAGAUCGGCACAGUCAUCGGUAUCGACUUGGGUACCACUUACUCAUGUGUGGGUGUGUACAAGAACGGCCGUGUGGAAAUCAUUGCUAACGACCAGGGUAACCGUAUCACUCCCUCGUAUGUAGCAUUCACCGCUGAUGGCGAGCGUCUUAUUGGUGACGCCGCCAAGAACCAGCUGACCACCAACCCUGAAAACACAGUCUUUGAUGCCAAGCGUCUCAUUGGUCGUGAAUGGAGUGACUCCACUGUCCAGCAUGAUGUUAAAUUCUUCCCCUUCAAGGUGGUUGAAAAGAACAGCAAACCCCAUGUUUCGGUCAUGACUUCUCAGGGUGACAAAAUCUUUGCUCCUGAAGAAAUCUCCGCUAUGGUCCUCACCAAGAUGAAGGAAACUGCUGAGGCUUACCUCGGCAAGAAAGUGACUCACGCCGUCGUAACUGUCCCCGCCUACUUCAACGACGCUCAGCGUCAAGCCACCAAGGACGCCGGUGCCAUCGCUGGUCUCCAGGUGAUGAGAAUCAUCAACGAGCCUACCGCCGCUGCCAUCGCUUACGGUCUUGACAAGAAAGAGGGCGAGAAGAACGUACUUGUAUUCGAUUUGGGUGGUGGUACUUUCGACGUGUCUCUGCUCACCAUCGACAAUGGAGUCUUUGAAGUAGUGGCCACCAAUGGUGACACCCACUUGGGUGGUGAGGACUUCGACCAGAGGGUCAUGGAGCACUUCAUCAAACUGUACAAGAAGAAGAAGGGCAAGGACAUCAGGAAAGACAACCGUGCCGUACAGAAACUGCGUCGUGAAGUUGAGAAGGCUAAGAGGGCUCUUUCCUCCAGUCACCAAGUCAAGAUCGAAAUUGAAUCCUUCUUCGAAGGUGAAGACUUCGCCGAAACCCUCACCAGGGCUAAGUUCGAAGAAUUGAACAUGGAUCUUUUCAGAUCUACCCUCAAGCCUGUACAAAAGGUCUUGGAAGAUGCUGACAUGAACAAAAAGGAUGUUGAUGAGAUUGUACUGGUUGGUGGUUCUACUCGUAUCCCCAAGGUUCAGCAAUUAGUCAAGGAAUUCUUCAACGGCAAGGAGCCUUCCCGAGGCAUCAACCCCGACGAAGCUGUCGCUUACGGUGCCGCCGUACAAGCUGGCGUGCUCAGCGGAGAACAAGACACUGACGCUAUCGUGCUCCUCGACGUCAACCCUCUCACCAUGGGUAUCGAGACUGUCGGAGGUGUCAUGACCAAGCUCAUCCCCCGUAACACUGUCAUCCCUACUAAGAAGUCACAGAUCUUCUCUACUGCUAGCGACAACCAACACACUGUUACAAUCCAGGUGUAUGAAGGUGAACGUCCUAUGACCAAGGACAACCACUUACUCGGAAAGUUUGAUCUUACUGGCAUUCCUCCAGCGCCACGUGGUAUUCCUCAAAUCGAGGUCACCUUCGAAAUUGAUGCUAACGGUAUUCUGCAAGUAUCGGCCGAAGACAAAGGAACAGGAAACCGCGAAAAGAUUGUCAUCACUAACGACCAGAACAGGCUGACACCUGAGGAUAUCGAGAGAAUGAUCAAGGACGCUGAAAAGUUCGCCGAUGAGGACAAGAGGCUCAAGGAGCGCGUUGAGUCCAGGAACGAGCUGGAGAGCUAUGCUUACUCCAUCAAGAACCAGCUCCAGGACAAAGAAAAACUUGGUGCCAAGUUGAGCGAUGACGAAAAGACUAAGAUGGAAGAGGCUAUUGAUGCUGCCAUCAAAUGGUUAGAAGACAACCAAGAUGUUGACUCAGAAGAGUACAAGAAACAGAAGAAAUCACUUGAAGAUGUGGUUCAGCCCAUCAUUGCCAAGCUCUACCAAGGCCAGGGAGGCGUACCUCCGCCCGGCGCCGGAGGAGAAGAAGAAGACUUCAAAGACGAGUUGUAACCUAACAGACUUUAAUACGUGAUCAUAACCAUAUGUGAUCCCGAGUCGCAGACUGUACACUGUGUGAGUAUCUUACUCUGCAUAGUACACAGUCUGUGACGGAACACGGAUGUGGAGUGUUUAUGCUCGUGUUGUGUAUAUUUAUUGUAUGCCUGUCUGAUGUAUGAGUGUCGCGUGUGUGUGGCGUGUGCGGCGGGCGGCCUGCCGUCACGGAGCCGAGAUCUGAUCGAGUUUCUGCCGUUGCGCAUGCGCGUCUGACUGGUGCGUGAACUUAAUUGUAAAAAUUGAUGCAUUUUUAUUUUUAGUGAAAGCAAUAGUUUGCGUGUGAAAUGCGAGAGGCCUGUUUCCAUGACUUUUCGUUUAUCGAUUCAUCUGCUGCUAGCGGCUGAUGAUCCGAUACUGAGUCUCAUCACAUCCUAGAGACUACCUCAGUGUUCUUAACUGUAUGUAUGUAAUUAUUUUGAGACUGCAGAAUUGUUAGUUCAUAAUUAGCA
Molecule: messenger RNA, 2631 nt
Organism: Trichoplusia ni (cabbage looper)
Lineage: Eukaryota; Metazoa; Arthropoda; Insecta; Lepidoptera; Noctuidae
Gene: Hsc70-3
Product: endoplasmic reticulum chaperone BiP
Exons: 4
Coding region: 158-2137 (659 amino acids)
Biological process (GO): protein refolding; cellular response to unfolded protein; endoplasmic reticulum unfolded protein response
Cellular component (GO): endoplasmic reticulum chaperone complex; cytoplasm; membrane
Molecular function (GO): heat shock protein binding; ATP-dependent protein folding chaperone; misfolded protein binding
Source: RefSeq, a predicted model, not a curated record